CCCAAGAACAGCAAGGUGACGCAGCGGGAGCACAGCAGCGAACAUGUCACCGAGUCGGUGGCCGACCUGCUGGCCCACCAGGAGCCCGUGGACUACAAACGCAGCGUCCUCAACGUGACGGGCGGGGAGGCCUGGGACAAGCAGAAGGAGGGGGAGGAGGACCUGGAUGCGGAGAGGCCGGCCUGGAACAGCAAACUGCAGUAUAUCCUCGCCCAGAUCGGCUACUCCGUGGGGCUGGGCAACGUCUGGCGCUUCCCCUACCUCUGCCAGAAGAACGGAGGAGGUGCUUACUUGGUCCCAUACCUGGUCCUGCUCAUCAUCAUCGGGCUCCCCCUGUUCUUCCUGGAGCUGGCCGUGGGGCAGCGGAUCCGCAGGGGCAGCAUCGGAGUCUGGAAUUACAUCUGUCCCCGCCUGGGGGGCAUUGGCUACGCCAGCUGCCUCGUGUGUUUUUUCGUCGGUCUCUAUUACAACGUCAUCAUUGGCUGGAGCAUCUUCUACUUCUUCAAGUCCUUCCAGUACCCGCUGCCCUGGAGCGAGUGUCCCCUGGUGAAGAACGGCUCGGUGGCCAUUGUGGAGACAGAAUGUGAGAGGAGCUCGGCCACCACCUACUUCUGGUACCGGGAGACCCUGGACAUCUCCAACUCCAUCUCGGAGAGCGGGGGGCUCAACUGGAAGAUGACCCUGUGUCUGUUGGUGGCCUGGAGCCUGGUUGGCUUGGCCAUGAUCAAAGGCAUCCAGUCCUCCGGGAAGGUGAUGUACUUCAGCUCCCUCUUCCCGUACCUGGUGCUGGUUUGCUUCUUGGUGCGGGGACUUCUCCUGCGUGGGGCAGUGGAUGGGAUCAUGCACAUGUUCACACCCAAGCUGGACAAGAUGCUGGACCCCCAGGUGUGGCGGGAGGCGGCCACGCAGGUUUUCUUUGCCCUGGGCCUGGGCUUUGGGGGUGUCAUCGCCUUCUCCAGCUACAACAAGCAGGACAACAACUGCCACUUCGACGCCACACUCGUGUCCUUCAUCAACUUCUUCACGUCCGUGCUGGCCACCCUGGUGGUGUUUGCUGUGCUGGGCUUCAAGGCCAACAUCAUGAACGAGAAAUGUGUGGUGGAGAAUGCCGAGAAGAUCCUGGGCUACCUGAACACCAACGUGCUGAGCCAUGACCUCAUCCCACCCCACGUGAACUUCUCCCACCUCACUGCCAAGGACUACAACGAGAUGUACAGGGUGAUCAUGACGGUGAAAGAGGGGCACUUCAAGGAGCUGGGCUUGGACGCCUGCCUGCUGGAGGACGAGCUCAACAAGUCGGUGCAAGGGACUGGCCUGGCCUUCAUCGCCUUCACCGAAGCCAUGACCCACUUCCCAGCAUCGCCCUUCUGGUCCGUCAUGUUCUUCCUGAUGCUGAUCAACCUGGGCCUGGGCAGCAUGAUCGGCACCAUGUCGGGCAUCACCACCCCCAUCAUCGACACCUUCAAGGUGCGCAAGGAGGUGUUCACAGUCGGUUGCUGCAUCUUCGCCUUCCUGGUGGGGCUGAUCUUUGUGCAGCGCUCUGGGAACUACUUUGUCACCAUGUUUGAUGAUUACUCAGCCACGCUGCCUCUCACUGUCGUGGUGAUCCUGGAGAACAUCGCCGUGGCCUGGAUUUAUGGCACCAAAAAGUUCAUGCAGGAGCUGACGGAAAUGCUGGGAUUCCGGCCCUACCAGUUCUACUACUACACCUGGAAGUACGUGUCCCCCAUCUGCAUGGCCGUGCUCAUG
This is a messenger RNA of Manacus vitellinus (golden-collared manakin), 1749 nucleotides long. RefSeq names its product solute carrier family 6 member 17 (gene SLC6A17). Lineage: Eukaryota; Metazoa; Chordata; Aves; Passeriformes; Pipridae. The transcript has 10 exons. Gene Ontology annotation, cellular component: synaptic vesicle; plasma membrane. The annotation marks the transcript as partial. The record is from RefSeq and is a predicted model, not a curated record. Gene Ontology annotation, biological process: L-leucine transport; sodium ion transmembrane transport; proline transport.